Spodoptera litura is the source of this 4469-nucleotide messenger RNA. RefSeq lists its product as uncharacterized. NCBI's taxonomy places the organism in Eukaryota, Metazoa, Arthropoda, Insecta, Lepidoptera, Noctuidae. The record is from RefSeq and is a predicted model, not a curated record. Gene Ontology annotation, molecular function: RNA polymerase II complex binding. Gene Ontology annotation, biological process: mRNA 3'-end processing.
UAGCAGUAGAGUAGAUUAGGCUGUAUAUGUAAAAUGCAUAUGCCUAACUAUGAAUUUAGAAACAACUAUUAAAGAAAAUGGCGGUUGUUGUCUUUGGCACUGCACCUACUACUUAUCCGUAACUAUUUCCAAUUUAGCUGUUUAUUUGUUUAGAAUUUAUUCACGAAGUGAAACGUUCGAGUGAUAUAAUUGUUUACAGAUUUUCUGAGUGGCAUUAAAUAAUGUUUGAUAUUCCACCGAAAAGUAUACAUAAUAAGUACAAUAUCUUAUUAGUGCUAACAACGCGGUUUUUCUCUUAGUUUAUUUGUUCGUAUUUUCUUGCUGUGUGUCGAAUUUAUAGGACAAUCUUUCAAUGGUCAUUGUGUUAAUAUGAAAAGUAUGUUAAUAAUUUGACAUGUAAUGAAUCUUCUGAAAAAUAUAAUGUGUCAGUGAUACUUCGUUAGUUUGAUAACAAUGGGUGAAGCUGAAGAAUUUAACACUUUAGCAUUUGAGAAACGAUUAAUGCACUUGAAGGAUACUCAGGAAAGUAUCCAGGGUUUGUCGGCGUGGUGUUUGAAGCAAAGGCCGCAUCAUAAAAAGAUAGUUUCCAGUUGGUUGAAUGUGUUGAAAAGGGUGAAGGUAGAACAGAGACUGGUCCUGUUUUAUUUGGCCAACGAUGUGAUCCAGUACAGUAAACGGAAGAACUAUGAGUUUGUUGAGAGUUGGGGACUCAAUUUACAGAAAGCUACACCAUUGGUCAGGGAUGAUAAAGUGAGACCAAAAAUCCUUCGCAUUUUUAAAAUAUGGGAACAAAGAUCAGUUUAUGAUGACGAGUUUCUAUCAGAUCUGACUGGACUACUUAGUGCUGGAGCUGUGAAGAAAUCAGACGACGAUUCAGAGUUCCAACCAUCACAACUGGUGAAUAAGAUAAAACAGUGUUCAGUAUUAGAAGCGGACACAGAUUUGAGGCUGAAAGAGAUCCAUGACAGUCAUCUGGAACUUUCCGAUGCUGAGCUAUUGAGAACUUCACUUAAAGAGAGAGGCAACAAGGACGAUGUGGAAAAGGAGUUGAAUGAUGGGAUAUCAUGUGUGGAAAGAUACACUGCUGCGCUGCAAAGGGAAAUUGUAGCGAGGGAAGCUCUGUUAGCACUGCUUACCACUGCUACGCAGUAUUACGCGACGCAAAGAGGUGAAGUGAAGGUUGUUGCUUAUGCAUACAAAAAUUUUGGGGCGCGUGUUAAAGCAUUGAAGCGGAAACUAGACGAGCUUAUACCGACGUUGCCUAACGCUGCUCCAUCGCCACCUCAGCGGGACGAGGAUGUACCAUCUCCAGGACCUGAUGAGGAUCUCGAACUACCCGUACCAGAAAACACUGGGGACGAUGAUGAAAUUGGCUACAACAUUGACCAGACCUUCAACUCAUCAAUAGCAGCUGAUGGAUCUCUCUAUAACCUAGGACUAACGUCUUUUCUCACGUCAGAGAAUCCAAUGGCACUAUUCAAUGAAUCCACUGAUAUCCUGAAUAGCACCAACAAAAUCGAAGUGAUAAACAGUAGGCCAAAACAAGCCGAGCAGGAGUUUAAUAUAAACGACGUGCUAAAAAACCUGAUGUCUGAUAAUAAUACCAACGCAUCGGAUAAUAACUCAGUAACUAGCGCGUCGAUGUCCCAAAAGUCGCAGGACGCGUUGCCCGGGCUAGAUUUACUAACACCAGACACGCCGGGCAACCCGCCGCCGCCUACAUCCUUCUAUGGCACCAUGGACCUCACUGAGGAACCAGAACCCUACCACCCAGAAGCGGCUAGCUCUUGGAAUAAUACUAACUGGAAUAUAGCUCGUGUGAAUCCUACGUUGAACACGAACGUGUUCACUGACACGCCGGAGUCGCCGCCGCCGGCGCCGCGCCCCAUUCCACCGCCAGAACCAGUGCGGUAUCCACAGGAGAUUCCGACAGAUGUGGAUCACAGAGGAAUAUUACCGCCUCCACCUCCGCCGCCCGUCUUACCACUGCUUGGUCAGCUGGAGGACGUAGACCAUAGAAUGUUGCCGUCUCUGUCGCCAGUACCGCCUGUCGUCACCCCAGCACCCGUCCGACACCCUGUACAUCAAGAUGUCGAUCACAGGAAUUUGAUUCCGUUAACGCAUCAACCCACACCUCCACCCCAACCAAUCAACUCUGUCACGAGGGAUCAAGAUUACAGGGUACCACCGAUGGUGCCGCCUUCGGAUAUCGUGGAGAGCGUCGACAUGGACCUAUCUGAAGAUGAGGAUCAACGAAUGUACACAAACCAAAACCAGGUGGAGAGACGGCACAGCUUCAAUAACAACAACAAAGUGCUAGUAGGGGGAGAUAACGGCAAAGUGCACAAUGAACACAACCAUAACAAUCUCAUACAAAUCAACAGCGACAAGAAAGAGCCGCAUUCCGCGCCCAUAAUGCCACCAAUGGUGAACCCCUUCGAUGCCAUGCCACCCUCCCUCAAAAACUUCAACAUGAACUUCCAAAAACCUCUGAAUUUCCCUAAAACCUUCGAUCUGACUGAGGAUAACUCCAAUGACAGCGCUUACGAAGAGGAUCUUAGAAGCAGGGGCUUAGAGAAGGCCAAGCACCACGAAAUACGAAACCCAUCUCCACCAUUCGAGGAGUUUGGCAAUGAGGAGUGGCAACAGCAUCAGCCGAGGUUCAUGAACCCUCGGUUCCCUAGAAAUUGGGGUCCGCGGACUAACUUUAGGCCACCGGGGUUCUCUCCACAACAAGGCUGGCCUAGAAACGGGCCGCGUCCUAACCGAUGGAUGGGCCCUCGCCCAAGGUUUUGGUGAAGUGCAGUGUUAGUGUUGUAUACUUUAUAAAAGACGAAAUUUAAGGAAUUAUCAGUGAGUUUCAUUUUACAAUAGAACGCAGAGGAGUGAACUGAUGGAGGACUCACGCACCUUUUGAACUGUAUUAUGUCUAAAUUUUCAAAGCGUUGUGUUCUCCAUUUGUUUAAUGCUCUGUUUUACCGAUUGACUUAAUAGUAGUCCUGGUAGCGAUUCAUCCUUUAAAGCUAGUUGCAGACUUACCUCUGUACUCGAGAGUCCCUUAAUACGUUGAUAAUCGAACCGAAAAUUUGUUCAUACCAAAGUAGUCUCUAACCAUCGGAAUUAAGGUCUAUCAUGGACUUAGUGGAGAGUGGUCACCGGUGACCACGAUUGGGCUGUUAAUGGUUAUUUAACCUAGUCCUGAGCGACUGUUUUCGUAACAAAACGUUUUAAGGCAUCGUUUAAGUUAUCAUUAAAUACCUCAGAGUAUGGUAGUUAGGCCCUGUUUCACAAGUACUUAAGUUUCUCUUACUGACGAAUAGUAUGACAUAUUUGCCUUAAGAAAUGUGUCAAAAUAUGUUUCAAUUAUGCCAAGAGGAACUUAUUCGGACGAUCUGUUAUAGGGUCUUAAUAUUUUGGAUACCUUUUUGAAUAAUAUUACUUAAUUUAUACCAGUAUUUCACUCAAACCAGUUAAGCAAAAUUAGUCUUUAUUAGUUCAUAGUAUGUCUUUGCAGUCUGCUACUAGAUUUAAAGUGGAUACAUAUUUCAUAUCAAUAGAUAAGUCAUUUUUAACCUUUUACAAUUAUUUACUGCAGCUAGUAUUAGGAAAGUUCUCAAUAGGCAAUAGAUUCUUCAAUGUAGGUACCAAUCUCAUAUAUUAGUACAAUGUAAACAAAAUCAAGUCUACAAUCUUUUUGUAAAAUGAGACUUUAUGUUAUAUGUAGUAAAGACGAUUUUUAAACGUCAUACGACUGUGUUCUUAGAAAGUUAGUUUCUAUCUUGUAUAUAGAAUUAAAUUAAGUACUUCAGUAACGGAAGGGUUAUUCUGCAAUAUUUUCUGUAUGAGCUACUUGUAAAUGUAUUAAGAUUCUAUAGUUCGUAUUCGAAAUUUUACAGAAUUGGUGUGUUUGGUAGCUAUGAUGAUGCGGGUGCGUGGGAGUGGACGGUUUUUAAUAUAUUUUAAAUUGGUUACAUAUGUUGGCCAAUAAUUCGUGGAGUUAUAUCUUUCUAUCACGAUAAAGUGAUUAUGAGGGCUAUCGUAUUUUUUAUACACCAGAUGGAGUUAAAGAUCUGUUAGAUAAUAAAAUGUUAAUGACUAUUAGUUUGACAACUCUCCAUUGGACAGACAGUUCUGCUAAAUUAGCUCCAAAUGGGGAUAAUAUAAAAGCCUUCAGUGGUCGGACACUGUAUAUGUUUGAAAGUUAUACGCCAACAUAUUGGCCAACAUUUGCCACCAAUCCCACGUUUAUAUGAAUGGCAAGAGAGAAGCGUUUAGACAAAUGUUUGUAUGCAAAGAGAGUGCGAAUGUUCAAGACUGGCAUAUUUUGUGAACAUUCAAAACUUGUAUUGAGAGUUAAAAACAACGCAUUUUUACUACUUCGAUCUUAGAAAUCCGACUGAAGCCGGUUAAAACCGGUAUCAAGAUGAAAGCUAUUGUUGGUAUUAUCAAACGUAACCAAUAUCUGAAAA